CCGUAACGUAUCACCUGAAUUUACGAUCUAAAUUUUCUAUGUGAAGUUCGGCGAUUAGGCGAAAAAGCGCGGGAGUGGUGGAUGCUUUCUUUGUAUAUAAGCGCGGAGAAAUGCUCUCACUUCAUCCACUCGACAUCUGCUGUCGUAUGAUAUAAUCAGUUGCAAUAUGGCAGCCAAAUUGAUCGUUGCUUUGGCGUGUGUCGCCUUGUGCCACAGCAGCCCUGCCCUUUUAAACGGUUUCGUAUACCGUGAUGGACGCGGCUUCUCAAUUGGCCGGGCUUAUUCCAAUGGUGGUCAGGCCGUCGGCUCAGCAACGAUCAACGGCGGUGUCCACCAGGCGUACAGCAGUGCCACUGCUGACGACCACCAGUACAUCAGGAACCUAGGCUAUGGAGAAGUCAUCCCAGCUCAGAUCCUUCCAGGACAGGCCGUAGCCAACGCCGAAGUGUACGACGGUCCUAACGCACCUCAAGUCGAAAUGGCCAAGGCUAUCGCGGAAGCCCAAAACAAUCCAACAUACUACUACGAAAUCCCAGAACCGGCAACUAUUGUAUCAUAUGAACAGAACUUUGAAGCGCCCGCCCAGAUCAGAUACGAGUACCCCGCUGGACUAACAAAGGCAGAGUCCUCGGCUAUUCUCAACGGCGCCUCUGAAUCCGCGAUCACUUCAGCAAACACCCAAGGCUCUGGCUCAGCACAGUCCUCAGCUCAAACUCGCGGUGUCGGCAACUACGGUAUCACCUCUUCCAACGCCAACACAUUCGGCCAAGGUUCCGCAUCCGCGAAUGCUGAGAAAAACGCUUUUGGUUCUUCCAUCACCUCAGCUAAGACCCAAGGCUUCGGCGCUGCCAACUCCCGAUCUGAAGGCGGUCUCGGUCUAACCAGCGCUCAGACAAAGACCAACGGAGGUUUUGGGUCUGCAUCUUCAACCGUCAACAACGCCUAUGACACCGCUGUCGCUUCCGCCAACACUAACGGCUAUGGAUCAGCCUCAUCCAACGCUGAUAUCAAUAACGCCGUAGCAACCGCCAAAACUACAGCCCAGAAAGGUAUUUCUUGGCGCUUCGGAACCCUCUACGGUACACCCUCUGGAAUUCGUCAGGCCCAAGCUAACAGCCAAAUCCACGGUGGAGUCGCCAAGUCAACCGCCCAGUCCAACUUAGCCGGUCAUGGAUCCGCCAUGUCUUCAGCUAACACCAACGGCUACGGAUCCGCCGACGCGAACGCCAACAUCAAUGGUGCUGGUUAUGUCAACUCUGUCGCGAACAGCUACAACCAAGAAUCGGGUUUGGCUAAAUCUGGAGCUGUCACCCAGGGUCACGGAUCUGCUAACUCUGAAGCUAACACAGGCCUCGGGUCCGCCAAGUCUUCCGCCAACACCCUCGGCUUGGGUUAUGGUAACGCUAACGCCAACGCUGACAUCAGCGCUGCAGGUUUAAAAUCGACCGCCAACACCAAUGGGUACGGUUCAGCUUCGUCCUCUGCCAACAACGGAGCGUCCUUCGGCACCUGGAGGAACACUUACGUCCCAUACACUGGUUCCCGUACUGUAGCUAAUGCGCAGACGUCCGGCCAGGGCUCUGCUACGUCAUCAGCUAACACACAAGGCAUGUACGCUGGAUACAGGGUCGUUAACUCUUCAGCAAACACUAAUGGCUUCGGCACCGCUCAAGCGAAUGCUCAAAGCCUGUAAGCUGUUCGCUAGAAACGCAAUGACAUCAAGACGACUUAAGAUCAAAUAUUGUUCCACUUGUCUUGAUGUAUUUGCAAGUAUUGAAUAAGCGAAACUUAUUUAUUUUCUUAUUUAUUGUUUAAUUAAGUAAAUUAUUACUUUUUUAAUUGAGUAAUAAAGUAAAUUCUGAUAUAA
Zerene cesonia (dogface butterfly) is the source of this 1867-nucleotide messenger RNA. RefSeq names its product secreted protein C-like. The record is from RefSeq and is a predicted model, not a curated record. Bases 167 to 1693 code for a protein of 508 amino acids. The transcript has 2 exons. NCBI's taxonomy places the organism in Eukaryota, Metazoa, Arthropoda, Insecta, Lepidoptera, Pieridae.